AGCAAUUAUUUGUUGUUCGUUUUCAAUCGGUUCUUCACUCAGCUUGGAAAUUCUUCAUCCAGAUUUGGAAAGGGAAUCUGGACUUUUCGUUUGAUUUUUGAACCCUGAAUAUGUAGUCCUUGAUUCAAAGUUCCAAUAACAUGACCAAGUCGUAUAACUAUUGGUAGUUUGAGAGGGAAACUCGUCGAGUUUGUCAAGCAUGGGCAACAUACAUUGCUGUAUUCUGCCAUCACCUCGCGGCCGUCCUGCGAACACAAAUGAGCCGUAUGGAGGUGUUGCAGAAUCUGGAGAAACGUUAGAACUACCUCAUAUUAGCGACAGAGAAGAUCUCUCCGAUCAUCGUGGAACUCUGUUUAGUCAGAAGUCGAACUCAGGCAAUGGAUUAGUUGUAAUGGGAGGACGACGUGCCAUGUCUAUGAUUGCCGAUUCAAGAAAAAGAAAUGGGGGAGAUGGAAUCAAUGGCAGAGGUUUAAGAAAGUGUAAUUCCUGUUCAACCAUUUUUAUUGAUGAUAGCACAGUUAGUCAACCUAAUCUAAAGUCUACAAUAAAAUGUGUGGCACUAGCUGUGUAUUAUCAUAUCAAAAACAGGGAUGAAGUCAUGAGAAAUAUUGAUAUUUUCGAUGAAAAGAAGCAUCCUCUUACACAUGAUGCGGUACCAGAUAACUACAACAAAAUUGAUCCUGAGCAUCGACAUAUUUACAAAUUUAUUAAAACAUUAUUUCAUGCAGCACAAUUAACUGCAGAAUGCGCUAUUAUUACUCUGGUUUACCUGGAACGGCUGUUGACAUAUGCAGAAAUUACUCUACAUUCAGGAAACUGGAAAAGAAUAUUGUUAGGAGCCAUACUGUUGUCAUCCAAAGUGUGGGAUGACCAAGCUGUAUGGAAUGUUGAUUAUUGUCAGAUAUUGAAAGACGUUACCGUCGAAGAAAUGAAUGAACUCGAACGAUCAUGUCUAGAAUAUUUACAGUUUAAUAUUAACGUGCCUUCAAGUGUAUAUGCCAAGUAUUACUUUGAUCUUAGAUCGCUGGCCGAUGCUAACGAUCUUAGCUUUCCUCUUGAGCCUCUCAGUAAAGAAAAAGCCAAGAAGCUUGAGGCUUUAUCAAGUGUCUGUGACAAUAACCUAGAGGAUGUGGCAUCCAUGUCACUUAAACGAUCUGCAAGUCUUAAUAACCUUACACCGAACAGAAAGAGUUUUGCAAUCAUAUCGUAAAAACAAGAUGCUCCUGGAAUAUUCUCAUAUUCGAGUCAAACGCCACACUCCUUGACCAUUGGCACAAACCGGAUGAAUAUUUCCACAGUUUUUAUAAGGUCAGGACUCAAAUAGAAGCCAGGGGAUGGAAAAUUUAGAAGAGAAAACGUAGGCGCGUAACUUUCCCGCCUUUUUUAUUUAUGAUGCCAAGUAUGACGUCAUAGUGAGGAUCAAGUUGGUCAUUUGGUAAAAGCAGCCGAAAUUCGUCACAUUUCGUCCCAAUUGAGUGUUAUUUGCGUCAAAAAAGGUGGCAACGAUAUAAAUUAUCAUCAAAUGAUGGCCAAGGAAAUAUUAAAAAGUGACAUUUCUACCUCUUUCUUAUCAAUUAUUUUAUAAAUAAAACGAAUUAAGUAUAAUAUAAAUAAUGACUUUAGGAAAAAACGCUGAGACUUGAAUCUAAUGUAGGCAUUUAGAAGACUUAUUUUACUUAGAUUUUAUAAUAGCUAUAGAGUUCUUUAGUGAAUAAUUUAGGAUCAUUUUAUAGAAUACAGUCGUAUAAAGUACAUGCACCUCGCUCUGGCUUGAACAUUGACCUCCUUCGAUAACACGAAAAAGCAGACCAGAUUUCGUCCAAAAGAAGUUUGGGAAGCUUGCCGCACUGGGACACUUGAGUGGCGUCCGCCAUGGACCUAUUACAAAGCCUGAUAGACUAUUAGCCAUUCCCAAGAUUGCCGAAAUAGCCGCCAUCUUGGAAAUAGCCGCCAUCUUGGAAAUAGCCGCCAUCUUGGAAAUAGCCGCCAUC
Messenger RNA from Actinia tenebrosa (Australian red waratah sea anemone), 1991 nucleotides. Its product is annotated as cyclin-Y-like protein 1-B. The record is from RefSeq and is a predicted model, not a curated record. Lineage: Eukaryota; Metazoa; Cnidaria; Anthozoa; Actiniaria; Actiniidae.